Molecule: messenger RNA, 1257 nt
Organism: Tachyglossus aculeatus (Australian echidna)
Lineage: Eukaryota; Metazoa; Chordata; Mammalia; Monotremata; Tachyglossidae
Gene: PARVG
Product: parvin gamma
Exons: 13
Coding region: 170-1192 (340 amino acids)
Biological process (GO): substrate adhesion-dependent cell spreading; establishment or maintenance of cell polarity; cell projection assembly
Cellular component (GO): actin cytoskeleton; focal adhesion; cytoplasm
Molecular function (GO): actin binding
Source: RefSeq, a predicted model, not a curated record
UCUUCUUCCAGCCUGUACUGCCUGCUGUAUCCUAACGGCAGGGCGGCCGACUGCUUUCCUCGGGCAGCUUUUCCCACGUCAAAAAGCUAGGGACUUUCCGGACAUCGAUCCCUGGCGAGUGCUUCCCGGUCCCAAUUCCCAGGACUGAUUCCCGGCCCCAGUUCCUGGCAUGGACAUCAACCCUCUGUACUUUCUGGCACAGCCCCCGGCGGGCGGCCAGCCCACUGCCUCCGCCGGUGGGGAGCUUAGCCAAGGAGAAAAGAGGAAAUACUUGCAGCCCGACUCCCGGAAGGACCCCAAACUGGAGGAACUCCAGAAAGUCUUGGUGGACUGGAUCAACUCGGCCCUGCGCCCUGAACACAUUGUUGUACGCAGCCUGGAGGAGGACCUGUUCGAUGGGCUUGUGUUGCAUCACCUCCUGCAGCGACUGGGGGGGAUCAAGUUGGACGUGGAGGAGAUCGCGCUGACGACGGACAACCAGAGGCGGAAACUGGCCACUGUCCUGGACGCCGUGAGCCGGUGCCUGCCAGAGGCGGAGAGGGCCAGCAAGUGGAGUGUGGAAGCCAUCUUCGGCAAAGACCUCCUAGCCACCCUGCACCUCCUGGUGGCCCUGGCCUGCCACUUCUGCCCGCAACUGGCCCUCCCGUCCGGAGUCCGGGUGGAGGUUCUUCUUGUCGAGAGAGCACGGAGCGGGCUGAAGUCGGAGAAGGUGGUGGAGCAGAUCACGGCCUGCAGAGAGGAUGCGGGGAAGGCAUCGAGCAUUGACGUCUUUGAAGAGCUGCUCAAACACGCCCCUGACAAAGUGCAGCAUGUCAAGGAGGUGAUUGUUCAGUUCAUCAACCAAAAAAUGCAGAACCUGGGGCUGGCGGUCAGUGAUCUGGAAACCCAGUUUGCAGAUGGUGUUAUCCUGCUCUUGUUGAUCGGACAACUGGAAGGCUUUUUUCUGAACCUGAAGGACUUUUUCCUCAAGCCCAGCAACUCCGAAGAAAUGGUGCACAAUGUGACCCUGGCCCUGCAGCUGAUGAAGGAGCUGGGCCUGUUGGACUUCCCGAUCCAGCCCACAGACGUGGUGAGCGGGGACACGAAUAGCACACUGCGUGUGCUGUACUGCCUCUUCGCCAAGCACCGGCUCAGCCUGGACAACGACGAGGGGCUGGGCAAGGACGGCGGGCCCAGCCGAGCAGGGAGCUAGGCCCUCCCUGGGGACGGGCGCGGGACGCAGACUUUCCGGAACAGCUCCACUUUCAGGACCUGGGG